GUCAGGAGCCAAUGCGUCUCUGGAAAGCAAAGCUGGAGAUAAGUGUUCCAGACUCGUCUUGCCGAGCUUUACCCGAACUUUUUUUAAUUUUAUUUAUUUAUUUUAUUUUAAAUUGCUGAACCGAAACUAAGAAUAUGCUUCAACUUUGAAAGUUUCUCCAAACCUGAAACAUGGUUGUAACUGUGCAGCUCUGCGCUUUGUGGCGGCGCCGCGCCGCCGUCGAGCCUCAGUCUGUGACGGGAUGAGAAGCGAUCCUCCUUACUCUGGGUCGACUUCACGAUGGAGACGUUCUUGUGAGGCCAGUUUUACAUGCUCGGGUGAAAUCGCGCUGUCGCCGUCAUUAAUGGAGCGGCUCCUACUUCUGAUAUGCUGCGAGUUGAUCAUGGCCGUCGGUGCUUGCGGUGGAUCUCCGAACCGCAACCACCGCCCCGUGUGCUGGAAAGCCAUCCUCAGAUGCCAGGGAGAAGCCGAGUGCCGUUACGCGUACGACCAAUACCUGCACGCGUGCGCGUCCGUCAUCAGCGGCGCGCGCAGGAAGUGUCCCAGCCACUGCAUCUCGUCCCUCAUCCAGCUCAACCUGACCCGGCGCGGCCCGGACCUGGAGGACUGCGACUGCGCCGCGGACCCGGUGUGCCGGAGCACCCAGCGAGCCGUCGACCCGUGCGUGCCGCGGACCAGCACCAUGGGCUGCACCGAGGCGCGGCUGCAGUGCGAGACGGACCCGGCGUGCAGCUCGGCGAUGGCGGACUACCUGUUCCACUGCCGGAAGCUCUUCGGGGGCCAGAGGUGCUCGGAGAGCUGCCGCAAGAUGAUCGCCAAGAUGCGCGCCAUGCCGCGGGCGCAGCAGCUCGACGCCUGCGUCUGCGACGGCACCGACAGGAACAUCUGCGAGUACAUCAAGCAGAGGAUGACGACUCUGUGCGCGGAGUCCGGCGACAGGUUCGCGGGCAGCGGCUUCGGAGACUCCGAGGAGGACACGGAGGAAGACGAUGUUUACCAGGAUUAUUAUGUGGAGAACUCCGGCAGCUCUCCAACUUAUCAAACACGCCUGAAAGCUUUAACCUUCAUGGUGGCUGUGGCAGGAUUCAUCUGAAGGACUGUUAUCAACUGUUUUUUUUCUUUUUUUUUAAAUUACGUGGUAAAAAAAAAUGACGUUGACCAGGGCCAGUCUGAAGAACCCGGGGGCCCUGAGCGGAACUCCAUCUGGGAUCCCCACUGCAGCUAACCUCACAUACCCUAGAGAGCUAGGCAGGAAGGCAGAGCUUAUAGUUAAAGGGGUAAAGGUCACCGAAAUUCAACUCCAGUUCAGACACAGGCAGAAAAAAAAAAAGAAAAAAUACUCUUGCAUUAAAUAUGAUCCAGUUAAUGGUACUUUUCAGCUGCAAAGGUUAUCAUUUGGAAAGCAGAAAUGUUGUCCAUACAGUCGAACCAGAUUUUAAAAGUGGAGAAAAUUCAUGGCUUUGUGUUACCACCAAAACCAGCACCAAUUUCAAUUCAGCAAACUCCCAGUAUUACUCCACGAAAUGGUGAUAAAGGUCAGAUUCAUCAUAUUCUGUGCAAUAAGGACAUUUACCUAAAAACGACCAAAAGUCAGCAGCAGUUCAUUCUACAUUUUUGACCAGAUCUAAUUAUAAGAUUGAAUUUAGUAAUAAAAUAAUGCCACAGGUGACAAUGUUAAAUGCGUCAUAAUCAAGAUGCUAAAUUAUUUUUGCAGCGGGUGAAAUAGCAAUUGCUUUCCCGCUUUAAAUAAAAGUGACGUCUUUGUUGUACAUUUUGUACAACACGUGGAUUUUUAUUUUUUUUUGUUUGUUUGUUUGUUUUUUUUUUCUUCAUAGUAAAGUUCAAUUUUCUUACGACCUCCAGACCAGCAGAGGGCCCAAAACAUUUGCUUGUACCUUGGGCUGCCUCUGAAAUAUCAUCUGAAAAUUAGACUUAAAAGCAUUUUUUUUAAUGCAAACGUGUUAAACUACACGCUUUAAAUGUGUGCAUAUUUUGUUGAAACAAUGCAGUAUCAUAAAAAAGGAGUUUUUUAUAUACAUACACACAUAUAUACGGACGAGUUGCACUGUAUGGCAAGGUGAGCCCCGCCUUUGUACAGCCGUGUGUUUCACAGAUGAAGAAAGCUUGUGUUGUCUCUACGUGCCUAAAGUUCCGCAGUAAGCGUCACUUCCCUUUGAGAGAAACCAAAGUUCAUUUAAGCCACUUGAAUGAGUUUUAACCCCAGGGCAGAUUCUGACAUCUGCUGUGGUGCAGCUCUUAGAAUGAUGCACUUGUCUCUGUAAACAUGGAUGUUUGCAGACGGCAGAAGCGUUAAUUCCUGACGAAUGCAUGUUCAAACAGACCAAAGAAAGGAUAAAUCGCCCUGCUGGGGGAUUUGGAGCCAAAAAAAAAAAAAGUUGCUCGGUCGCCUUGUUUUGUCUUCAGUGCCUGUUUUGUUUCAAUACUUCAAAUGCGCAAUGCUUGGGAAAAAAAAGAAAAAUGUGUUUGAGAUUUGAUGAGAGAUUUUAUGUACCUGUUAAGAACACAGACCCAUGAAUGUAACACUAUACGGAAUAAAGUGAUUUUUAAAUGUAA
Molecule: messenger RNA, 2574 nt
Organism: Poeciliopsis prolifica (blackstripe livebearer)
Lineage: Eukaryota; Metazoa; Chordata; Actinopteri; Cyprinodontiformes; Poeciliidae
Product: growth arrest-specific protein 1-like
Exons: 1
Coding region: 242-1093 (283 amino acids)
Biological process (GO): regulation of cell cycle
Source: RefSeq, a predicted model, not a curated record